Messenger RNA from Amoebophrya sp. A120, 3604 nucleotides. The record is from the annotation of a GenBank genome assembly. Lineage: Eukaryota; Dinophyceae; Syndiniales; Amoebophryaceae.
CGUCUUUCGUCGCAAGGAAAAACUCGUCGUUUCCGUCGUGACCGGGAACCGCUCCAAAGACUUGGAACAUCUCAAAUUUCUUAUUCUUCGCGUACCCACCAGAUGUUCGGGAUAUUUUUUGAACAAAUGUUCUGGAAUUGAUUCAACAAUCUCCAAUUGGGGAAACAAAGAUGGGCGACUCGGGUACAAGGUCGAGGCAGCUUUUCGUCCCGCCAGCGUUGGAGUAUGAUGAUCCGUUGUUAAACGAUCUGGAGUGCAGUAUCUGUUACGAUAAGCCCCGGGAUCCAGUGUGUGUGACAUGCUGCGGCUGCGAUUUCUGCGAGGACUGCCUCGUGGGAAUCAAACAAGCACACGAAAAAGCAAAGCAGCAGUAUGACGGCACAGGUACAACUGUGAGCGACGAGCUUUCCUGCCCGCACUGCCGGCAGCCGAAAUUGCAAUGGGUGCCCGCGCGCGGGUUGAGGUCGAUUAUCGCGAAGGCGAACGCGAUUUGCACUGGCUGCAAGGCCACAUUCAACUUUUCCGACGCAGCGAUCCAUUGGGAGACCUGCCCUGCGAUCCGGUUCCCCUGCCCGAUGCGCGACCGUGGCUGUACCUGGUUCGGCGAAAGAAGCGCUGAGGAAGCGCACCUGCGCGACUCGUGCCACUACACGGACGCGGCCGCCGCCGCCGAAGCCCGAAAGAUUGUCUACAGUGAUUCUCUACACCAGGAGAAGAUCGCGGAGCUGCAUCGCAAAAUAGAAGCCCGGGAAAUCGCUUCCACCGGGACGAUCGUGACGCUAGGUCUCACCGGAGCAGUACUAGGUCAGCUGGGUUGCAAAUCUGCGUGGAGUUCGCGCCGUUGGCUACACGAGCAAGUCAAGGAGCAGAAGGUCUUGCUUCUGCGCAGUGAAGCCGAGGCAUUGGCGGCUGCCUUGAUCGCGGCCACCCAAGGCAAGAAGAAGCCGAAUGUGCUGGGCUGUGGUCCUGAAGAGCGUGAUGCUUUUGAUGAUGUCGUCGUAGAAUCGCGAGAAGAACUUCCAGAAGAAGAUCAUGUUCAUGCGAAAAAAAUCUGCAGUGUCUCCAAGGGCGCAGCAUCGUCAGGUGGAGCUGCAACAGCUGUAAGCAAAUCGACGGACACGAGUGACGAUUCUUGCGCUUCAGUGGUGCAAUGCGAUGAAGCUGCAACGUCCAGUUGUGGUUCUUUUUCCGACGCUGGUGGUACAAAUAGAAAAACACCGAGUAAAACAGAGGGAUCCGGGUCUCGUCCAUCGGCAGUAGGCGAGUUUCAAACUGAAGGUGUUGAACAGAAGGUUGACGAACCCAAGAGCCCCCCGAUCAAACAAGCAGAAGAUGAAACGUCUACCGCUAGUAUCUCUUGCUCGAGUGGGCACAUCAGCCACAGCUUCGGCCAGAACCAGGAGGAAAAUUAUGCUCCGUCCGACAGUGUGCUGACGGAUUGGGCGCCCGUGAACUACCUGGAAGAGCAGUUGUUCAUGUUGGUUUUGCGACCCGUGCGAGAACAUCGUAAGAUGCAGCGGCACGACUCUCUUCAUGCCGCCGCCCUCUCCCACCCCGAAGAGGGUCUCCAGCCGUGGGAGAGACAACACAUUCCGCGCAUCUUCUUCGAGCUUGCGAAAGUUUUGUGCCCCCAAGCUGCCGCUGCCGGGGGUAGUUCUUGUGGGGAAGAAGACGAGAGCAGCCGUGUCGAUCACUACAUCCCCUUAUUCCUCGAACCGUUCAUCGUUGACAAGCCGAAUCUGGUGUUUCCGAUUCAGGCGCCGACGCUUCCGGGGGAGCAAGAUCCGCUGGAGUUGAUGCGGAUGGAAAGGGGCAUGCAGGACGCGGACGCAAAGUACAGGCGGCACAAGCUGCGGUACCGGAUCGAACUGAUGAAUUUUCUCGAGCGGGAGUUUCGCGACGAGUUGAAGGCGUUCUGCGCCGCCCACGAUUUCGAUUUCUGGGAGCUGAUGGUGAACUUGAGCCGCGCCGGCGGAGACCGCGUCGAUCCCGCAGAACUGGAGAGACACGACAUUGUCGGGUUGCUGACGUUCGCGGAUCUCGUCGCCGAGUCGAAAAAGAUGAUGCCGCCUGCUGGUGCUGCAAAACCCGCUGCGGAUGUCCGGUACGCGAAGAAAAAGCAACAGACCUUCGUCGAUCAGGGCGAGAUCUACGAUCCAUUUUCCACCGGGGCGUUUUCGAAAUUCCCCGGGGCGGUCCUGGAGCCCCUCAUGAUCUACACUCUGGCGAUGGCGGUGCGAAACAUGUUGUGCCCGGUGGUGAAGCUCGGCAAGAAGAACCACUACACGGGGAGGUCUUUCGCUGCAGCACCAGGGGUGAAAGAAGUCGACUCAUCGACCUCCACACAGCUAGUGGGAGCUUUCGUCGUGGACGCCACCCCCAACACGAUCUGGGUUCCGUUAGCGGUGGUUUUGGAUCGCCUCCAAAAGCACUACCUGCCAAAGAGUGUGUUCCAAUACUUUUUCGGGUCGACCGACUGGCGUGAGUUCUUCUACGGCCCCCGAGCUGCUUCCGCCACGUCUUGUUCCGACAAAAUCAGAUCGCAUGCAAAAGUAAGCACCUCGACCUCGACGACGUCCAAAAGGUGCGGAAGAAUCACUGCGGAAGCGGUACAACAUAAAGUCGACGAGCUCCGACGGAUCAUGACGCUCGCAAGACUGCCAGUGCAAAUCACAUCGACCAGUAUUUGCCGAGAAGUUCUUGGCAGCUCGCCAGAUGGCCCCGAAACUCAACAGUUGGUGUUCGGCUUUUGGCACUUUGCAGCGGAAUAUCGCGAACCCGUGCAGAAGGCCGAUGUCGUGGUGGAAGGUGUUGGCACCUUAUAGGUGGGCCAGGGGGUGCGGGUGGUCGGGGUGGAGGAGUCAUCGGAGGGUACGAGGAUGAUCCGACUUUGCGGGCAGAGCCUCACUUUCAAGGUUCUUGCUGAAGUAAACCCGUAGCUGCGACGAAGAAGCGCCCUGCCAUCAAGAUCCCUUACCUGUCGACGAGUAAAAUGAAAUGAUAUUUAUGAAUGUGUUUUGUUCAAAAUUUAAUUUAAUAAAUGCCGUUUGAUAUUAGUAAUUUCUAGUAUCUUAGAGAAUCAAUAAUAAUAAAGACAAUGUUAGUGAUGUUUUAUGAAGAUCCUUCAGUCGAAAUGUAUGAUUCUCUAUCGUGACUGAUAUCUGUAUGUUGUCCAGCGCAAGAAUAACGAAUUUCAAGCUCCCAACUUGUAUCUCGAUAUAUUUGUGAUAUGGAGGUGAUGGAUAGCGAAGCAGAAGCUGAAGUUAUCAUUGCCGAUCUUUAUUCUAUUUCGAUUGCAACUUACUGUACACCUUGAAGCGAAAAUAAAAGAUUACUUGCAGAGAGAAAGAAGCAAGAAGAAGAAUUGAUCUAGAAAAAUUUUGUCCUCGGAAACAAGAGCCAUUGGAAGAGAAGUUGAUGGUGAGAGUCAGAAGAAGAUGAUGGAGAUGAUGAGGAUGUGGUGAUGGAAUGAAAUAGUGGAGAAAAAGGUGGAAGUGAAAAUAUUAGACGCAGGAGCGGAUCAUGGCAUGCUACACAGCAGAUUGUUUUUUUUUCAGUACAGCCGUAGUUGUUCGCCUUCCUGCUUCGCAACCUUUCAUCAUGC